AAAAAAAGGUCCCGCCCCCCCCCCCCCGCAUGGGCGCCAGAACCUUGAGGUUCAUUGCCCCCCCCCCCUCCUCACCCCCGCAUGGGCGCCAGAACCUCGAGGUCCAUGCUUCCCCCCCUUCCCGACCUUCUAUGUCUGGUGGACAGCAGCAACAGUUCCAGCGUCUGAAGGUAGAGGAUGCUCUCUCCUAUCUGGAUCAGGUGAAGCUGCAGUUUGGUAACCAGCCCCAGGUCUACAAUGAUUUUCUAGACAUUAUGAAGGAGUUCAAAUAUCAGAUGUGA
Messenger RNA from Candidula unifasciata, 281 nucleotides. The record is from the annotation of a GenBank genome assembly. Lineage: Eukaryota; Metazoa; Mollusca; Gastropoda; Stylommatophora; Geomitridae.